Molecule: messenger RNA, 4757 nt
Organism: Trematosphaeria pertusa
Lineage: Eukaryota; Fungi; Ascomycota; Dothideomycetes; Pleosporales; Trematosphaeriaceae
Exons: 4
Coding region: 461-4564 (1367 amino acids)
Source: RefSeq, a predicted model, not a curated record
AAACCGUCAUCGCUCCUGCAGAUUCGUGCAGGAAACAGUGUGGAGACGCGCUUGCGAUGGCUAAUUAAGGGCCUGCGUUUCAUCAACGGCCGUCAGCCGAUGCUGCUAUCCCCUCCUGGGAGCCAACCCGCCUUGUGACGCACUACCGUAUCGGCGAAGCUCCCGCCACCAACGAGCCCCGUCCGCCACGCCGCGCCGCCUGAUCGCCUGCAAUUCCGCACAAGGAGCGCUGCGGCAUCCGCUAUACUAUACGGCCUGCAAAAGGGAGAACGCGCAGCUCGCCGCCAGUGCACAGCUUGAAAGAGCAGGAGCGACCCCGCCAUCAUCUCCACGCUGGGCAGCGGCGGCCCUGGCACCCAGCUCCCAGCACCCACGCCAGCUGGGUAUGCGCCGCGCCCAACACCUGCGCACCACCGUCCUCCCCACGCACCGCUGCUGAGCUCCUCGCACGCCGCCGGAAAUGGAGCAGAGCCGUGGCAGCAACCGGCGAUUGAACAGUCUCCAGACACAGGAACGCCUGCAGCGGAGGGGCUCCGGCUCAGCUCGCGGCAAGCGCCCCGUCUCCGCCCAAGAUGCAUACCUCUAUGCCCUCCGCGCCGCCUACCUCGCCUACCUCUUGCAGCCGCGCCAGAAGCGAGUCCAGCAUGUGCCCGCCCCGGCGCGCCAGGUGCAGCGCUCCUCGACCUCCGUGAACGACCUCAUGAAGGACUUCUCCCUGAUAAGGGACUCCAAGAGCACACGCUUCCCUCAUGGCUUCAUGGGCGAGCUGGACAAGCGGAUAACGGGCGUGCUGAUGGGCAGGGAGAAGAUGCCCGAGUACAAGGACGCUACGGUGAAGCGGACGUUCGCCGUGUUUUUGAACGAGUUCAAAGCACCGCAGUUUAGAAAGUCUAUGGAGAAAGAUAGGAGAGUGGAAGACCUGCUGCUGAUCUUCUUCUCGAAUGCCACAAAGGAGCUGCAGAAAGGGAAGCCACCCGGUGACGACAGCUGGAAGCUCAUGGUAGAUCGCCAUGUCGCUCUCUUUAUCCGGCUCAUCAGCUCGACGCUGAAGGAUCACGAUUGGGCGCGGGACAGGCCGGAGCUGAGCUCGCGGCUGCAGACCAUGGAGAAGAAGCUACUGGUGCACGACCAGGACUUGGCUGCCGAGAACCAGCGCAACGGCGGGCAAGGCGGGUCUACAAUCGAGGUUGAGGUCCCUCGCAGCUACGAAGUCAAGGAUAUGCCGCUGGUUUUGGUUGUCUCUCGAGUCUUUGCAGUUUCCUAUUCGGACGUUCAGGCCGACAUCAACAGAUACAAGUCAGUGUGGACGGAGAAGGCCGCGUUACAGGACCUCAAGACCUACCAGGCCCAUCUGAGUCUCAUGACCAAGAAGACCUUGAACAGCGAUGACUUUGAUCUGGAUGACGCAUACCAGGCCUGGAAGCAUCAAGAGAUCCACGACCUCUCUCAGAUGAUUCUCGCCAUCGUACAGUCCAACCCAGAGCUAGCCAAGAGCACACCUGGCGGGUCGGUGCCCCAGUUCAAGCCAAGUGCGCCGCACGAAUCCGGGUACCAUGACCCGAUGAGAAAGCAGUCGAACCAGUCUGAGAAUGGAAGCUCAUAUGUCAUCGACCAGCCGGUGGAUAUGAGCAGCCUCAACAUUAGUGACGACUCUGGGGAUGACGAUGCGGGUUAUACCUUUAUUCCACCAGAUCCGCGCAGUUAUUACCGCGCGGUGCUCAAAGAAGCACUAACCUACGAUCUCGCGGAUAGCGAACUUCAGCCUUCUGAAGCCACGAGCGAAGUACCGUCCCUAAAGCUGCUGUCAAAACAGUCUGCCGAAUUGCUGAACGAGAUCGCAUUAAGAUGGAGGAUACCUCAAUUCUCUAGGCUUGUGCUGUUCCUCGACGUGAUUAAAGAGAAAUACCAGGAACAGGAGAUCAGCUUGGAUACGCUUGACGCAGCGUUCAACUACGUCAAAGAGCCACCACCAACCGACAAGAAAUCUCACAGACUGAGCCAGGUGCAGAUAUCCGACUCGCUUUUCGAUCGGUCGAAAUGGACGGUCCACGACUAUGCGCUCAAUCAGCACAUCUUAAGCGCAUUACACGGGUGUCUCCUACGGGAGCUGUUCGAGCUGAUGCUCCUGGUGUACGAUUCAAAAGCGCCUCCGCUCGGUCCCCUCAUGUACGUGCUGAACAAUCACAUCUACGACGAUCCGUUGUUCUCGGCUACGCCCGAGGAGCUGGACCAAUUUUCUGAGCAAUUGCGACAAGCGCUUCGGGCAAGAGCCGCCGACGUAUACCGCGAGCUACUCGCGAAACACAUCCCAGAGACUAAAGAAGAAUGGGAGUUCUAUCAUGUCAUUGAGCUUGGACGAGCGGUUGUGAAGCUAUGCGAUAGGAUUCAAAAGCGAUACCGCAAGAAUCCCGAUAUCAUGGGCGUCAGUCCGAUGAUGUGUCUCGUCGAAGAGAUGUUUCCAGCCUAUGCCGCAGAUGCGAGAGACUUAGUAGCUCGUAUAAUGGAUGUGGCCCACAGUAAGGGUGAAGAGGUUCCAGUUCAGGACGGCUUCGACCUGUACAAGGAGCUUGUCGAGAUCCGUGAGAUACACGGAAAGGCACUGCCCAAUCGCCGUUUCGGUUUCCAUAUUGAGGGAAUGCUACAGGAUUUCGUGUGGAGAUGGAUUGAGAUGACCGACGCAAACUUGAUCGGCUGGGUGGAGAACGCGUUCAAGGCGGAUCAAUUCCAGAUCCAGUCUCCGAAUCAGAUCCCAGCGGAUGAUGAGCGCCACAGCAUCUCCGUCGUGGACAUCUUCCGGUCCUUCAACCAGAGUAUCGAGCAAAUCGUGUCACUAAAUUGGGACGAUGAUCUACAGUAUGCUAGGUUCAUGACUGCUGUGUCAAAGUCAGUAGGUCUCGGAUUGGCGAGAUAUUGCGAACUUGUCGAACAAAAGUUCACCAAAGAAAUGGACCGCAUGACGCCUGAGCAGGAGGCUGCUACUCGCCAGACAAAACAGGAGAAGUGGAUUUCCAUGGCCAAGGAUCUCUAUUCCCAAAAGGAGAAGAUGGAGCCUUUCAAUUUCUAUCCAGAGUCGUUGGUCAAACUCAACAACAUCGAAUAUGCCAUGCUCCAGCUAGACAAGCUCGAGCGCGACAUUAACGUCGAUGCCUGCGCAGAGGUCAUUCAGAAGAACGCACCGCCGCCGACGCAACGCAUUCGGAAUAACAAUUACGUCUUUACCAUCAAGAUCAUCGAAGCUGAGGACCUCAAAGCAUGCGAUAUCAACGGCCUCAGCGAUCCCUACGUUGUCCUUGGCGAUGAGUACCAGAAACGUCUUGCGAAAACCCGCGUUAUUUACGGGAGCCUUAAUCCUCGAUGGGACGAGACGAUCGAUAUUACCACCAAUGGACCCCUCAACAUCAUUGCUACCAUUUGGGAUUGGGAUACCCUGGGUGACCACGAUUGCGUCGGUCGUACCUCGCUGAAGCUCGACCCUUCUCAUUUUCGAGAUUUCAUGCCGCGCGAGUAUUGGCUCGAUCUCGAUACGCAAGGCCGGUUGUUGUUGCGUGUGAGCAUGGAGGGUGAGCGAGACGACAUCCAGUUUUACUUUGGCAAAGCAUUCAGGACGCUUAAGAGGACUGAACGUGACAUGACACGGAAGAUCACAGACAAGCUCUCGGCCUUCAUUAACCACUCCCUCUCUCGCCGAGCUCUUAAAGCUCUGCUCAACCGUGGCAUAACAGUUUCUGCCGUGACCAGCUACUUCCGCUCCACCCGUCCACAGUCCGUAGCGCACGGGCCUACACCGCAAGACAUCACAAAAGCGCUCGAGCCGCUCUUCGACUAUUUCAACGAGAACUUCGCUAUCAUGAAGCAGACACUCACCGACUCUGCCAUGAUCAUGGUCAUGACCAGGCUCUGGAAGGAAGUCCUCGUCACGAUUGAGUCUCUGCUUGUUCCUCCAUUGAGUGACAAGCUUAGUCAGCAGCGACCGUUGACACGGCAAGAGGUCGAUAUCGUGUUCAAAUGGUUGCAGUUACUGUUCGAAUUUUUCCAUGCCGCGGACGAAGAAGGUAACUCGGACGGAGUUCCUAUCGAUAUUCUCAAGUCACCGAAGUAUCACGAACUCCAGAAUCUCAACUUCUUUUACUUUGAAUCGACGGAGGAUCUCAUCCGCACGUCCGAAUCCAUGGCCGCCGCCAAUGCCAUGCGCCAGCAAGAGCAAGCUGCACGCUUGAACCGCUUGUCAGCUCCAGCGUCGAUAGGCCACCAGUUUGGCGGCGCAGCAGGCCUGGUCGGGAUGCCGUCACGGAAACACAAGACGAUCAUGCUGUCACGGAACUUAGGUACUAUGAAGAAGGCGAAGGAAGAGAAGAGGAAAGAGGCGCAAGCUGACCCGAAUGAUGAUAUGAUUUUGCGGAUUCUGAGAAUGAGGCCCGAAGCAGAGAGGUACUUGAAAGAUCGGAGCAGACAGAAGGAGCGACUAGCAGCUGCGCAGGCCGCGGAGAUGAUUGUGAAGCAGAGUCUGAUGGCCGGCGGUGGACGGAUGACCGGGACAGGUUUGGGUAUGGGACCAAGACGAUGAAUGGGCGACAUGGUUUGAUCUCGCUUCUCUUUACGACAAGAUACCUCUGCAUCAUCGCCAUGAUGUUACAUUGUUUCAGCGGGUUUCGUCGCAGUCAUACCCUGGAUGGCUUAUGGAGGAUCAUGUUACGGGUAAUACUGGCGUAUCUGGCGUUCAUUGAUAAGGUGUCGGGUGGGACGCGUGGGAAUGAGGC